This is a messenger RNA of Sorghum bicolor (sorghum), 2193 nucleotides long. RefSeq names its product E3 ubiquitin-protein ligase At1g12760. The record is from RefSeq and is a predicted model, not a curated record. NCBI's taxonomy places the organism in Eukaryota, Viridiplantae, Streptophyta, Magnoliopsida, Poales, Poaceae. The coding region runs from base 325 to 1608 and encodes 427 amino acids. The transcript has 6 exons.
CGGGCGGGCGGGCGGCUACAUUACAGAACAGAAGCGACGACGGCAAGAGGACAAACGAGUCGAGGGGAAACGAACAGGGAAGGCGAGGGGAAAUUCACCCGCAUCGACGAGAGCUGCCGGUCACCGGCCCGAAUCGGAGCCCCCGGUUCCCGCUAGUUCUUCAGGUGAUUUUUGGAAGAACGAACGAGCUGUGCUGAUUAGUGGGGGAUUCAGUUGUUGCGUUCUAUGGAGGUAGAAUAAAAGUUACCUCAGGUGCUGCACUAGGAAGAUAACUGCAUGUCAAAGGAGGGUAUCAAACCAAUGUUCCAUAUGACUGUCUAGUUUAUGAAUGUUGCUCCUGUUUUAUCACCUGAAGGCCUAGCACACAAUCAUCCUUUAUUGAUGGCUCAGACUGGAAACUUGAGCCAACGCGAUCACACAAUUGACAUACCAAUGAGUGAUGGUACCUCCCCAUCAACAUCUCACCAGGAUGAUCCCAGUGGCUUGGAUGAGUUGCAUCACAGCAGAGGUCCUUCAAAUGAAGUUCCACCAGGACCAGAAAGAUCUUCUGGCACAAAUGAUGCAUCUGACUCUCAUAAUGCAUCCUCUGCAAGAAUAGAUCGAGGCCAUCGUCAACAGAAUCCUUUGAACUCUGGCUUCUGGAUCUCAAUCGAGCUUAUUGUAAACCUUAGCCAGAUUGUAGCAGCUAUUGCUGUUCUGUCUGUAUCAAGGAAUGAGCACCCACACGCUCCAUUAUUUACGUGGCUUCUUGGCUAUACAAUCGGUUGUAUCGCUAUUCUUCCACAUCUUUAUUGGCGCUAUCUUCACCGCAACCGCCCGAACAUGGAGCAGGAGAUGACACCACAAAGUUUGUCAGAACGGAACAUGUCUGAGACUAAUUCUUAUGCAGCAGUCUCAUCUCCUCGCACAUCAGAAGCUGUGGACGGUACCAACAGUACUGGAGUCUCAAGAAUGAACUUACCACUGGCAAGUCCAAGGUUUUACGCAAUGGUCGCUUGCUUUAAAUUGAUGCUGGAUUGUUUCUUUGCUGUCUGGUUUGUCGUGGGAAAUGUGUGGAUAUUUGGUAGUCGUUCUUCUGCCCAUGAUGCCCCUAACUUGUACAGGAUCUGUAUAGUAUUUCUUGCGUUCGGCUUCAUUGUCUAUGCGCUGCCUUUCAUUUUAUGUACAAUGAUAUGCUGCUGCCUGCCCUGUAUAAUAUCCAUUCUGGGCGUCCAUGAGGAUUUGGAUCUGAACAGAGGCGCUACCACGGAGGCGAUCAAUACCUUGGUGGCUUACAAGUUCCAAUCGAAAAGAGUUCAUGAUGGGGAUGUGGGAGAAGAUGGUGGUGGAGUCUUGGCGGCUGGAACUGACAAGGAGCGAAUUAUUUCUGCAGAAGAUGCUAUUUGCUGCAUCUGCCUGUCAAAGUUCUCAAACAAUGAAGAUUUGCGCGAACUUCCUUGUGCACAUGUCUUCCACAUGGAAUGCAUAGAUAAAUGGCUCCAGAUAAACGCGUUGUGCCCUCUUUGCAAGGCUGAGAUAGGGGGCUCAACAACAAGUAAUCCGGAGAGUGGCUCUGUGGGUCCUGACAACGCCAACAGAGUAGGCAAUGACGUCGAGUCACAACGGUAGCUGCUCUUGGCCUUUUCCAUGACCAUGAAGAGGUUGAUGCGGACUAAUUAAACUGAUGAACAUAUAACAAACUACAAGUAGGAAGGUUACACACUGUAUGGUCCAACAAGCCCUUUUUUUUCCUGAUGGACUUGUUUCAUAUUGGCAAUGUAGUAUUUCCUGCUACAGUGCAGAGCAGUGUGUUCAGCAUUGUUCUUGGCUGAUACAUUUUCGCGUAGAAACCAUGUCUGCUGGAUGCUGGUGGUGGCCACCUAAGAUGACCCCACGGCGUUGGUGGUUGACGCUAUGUUGCUAACCUCCUUGCUGUUAGAAGUUGCCUAGUGACUGUCUCCUUGUAUAUAAAAUGUGACCUGAUCAGCUGGCACCCCUGCAGCUCCUGUAAUGGUUAUUCUUGUACAUUGCAUAGAUUCAUGUAUAUAUGCUAGGUAAUUGGUACUACAUGUCUGCAAGGUACAAUUUCGUCCUAUUCCAAAGAUGUAUGCAUGCAGGUCUCUGUAACAGCGAGGCAAUAGUAAACUGGGUGACUGUAAGUGCACAGACAGAUCUAUCCAUGAUGAAAAAGAGAGCACAUAAAUCCGUGAAUUA